Monascus purpureus is the source of this 369-nucleotide messenger RNA. The record is from the annotation of a GenBank genome assembly. Lineage: Eukaryota; Fungi; Ascomycota; Eurotiomycetes; Eurotiales; Aspergillaceae.
AUGGCACUCCCGCAACCUCUCCGUCGAGGAUUCACCUCUCUCUCCCUCCCCCGAUCCUCACGUCUCCUCUCCACAACAACAACUACUACUACUACCAAGAUCACCCAAGAUGCCUAUUCGAAUGGCCGAAUUGCAUCGACACAACCGCACACGGUCGACCCUCGCUGGCUCAUGAUAAUAAAGAGACGGAUAGGCCGAUGCAUGAUGUUCGGGUUGAAACCGCACCAGGUCCGCGAGGCCGGAGAGAUACUCCGCCAACUUGCGUGGAACUGGCGCGAGCUGGUUGCUGGGAGUGAGGGUUAUUUGACGGAUGUGAAGAGGAGGGCUUCGUUCCGUCAUAAUGUUGUUUGGGGGGAGAUGGUAUCAUGA